AUUGCGAAAACGUCAAAAGGGGAACGGAGUCCCCCCAAUAAACUCCGACACCUCCGACAGAAAAGGAACGUUCUGCUUUUUUUUCGGAGCACAACCUGUAAAUACAGCCUUGCGGGUUGCUCCGGGUGUUUUGCAGGUUGUGUGGCUGUAAUCUGCGCUCUGUAACCUGCAUUUUUAUAAACUGCAUUUGCAGUUUUUCGUCAGAUUUUUUAUUCCAGUUGUUUCUGGUUGUUUUUAGUUGAUGGUUGUUCCUUAUUGGUUGGUUAUUGGUUGUUUGCAUCUUACUCACAACUAUCUGACGUGGGUGUGAUGGUUACAAGGGAUCCAAGCGGUGGUUAUGGAUGAUUUGGCGGCGAUGGUACGGUACAUGCGUUGAAUUCAGAUGAGCGGCUAAUCUUGCUCAAUUAAUACAAGCUGGUGGUUGAUGGUGGUUGAUGGUAGAUGUAAUUGAAAGAAACUCUCCGGGUUCUGGUCAUGGGUUACGUAUGAUUGGACUUGUUCCCGUAUAUGUGUCCGUUGAUAAGAUAACAAUCGGGGUUGGCUUAACUAUCCCGACUGAAUGUAUCACUCAAAGCGUCUACCCCGAGAAAUGAGUCAAAAUCGCACUUACUCGCCGCUACGCCUACAGGACAUUGCCUUUAUCAUUUCAUUACUUAUGUAUUGCUAAUGGUUUUUGUCUUGUACGAAAUUAAAGUUUAGUGGUACAGGUACAGCAGAAAGAACAAAGCCUGGGAAAGUUUAAUGAAGACGAAAAAGAAAAGGAACUAAAAAAAAAAAG
Molecule: messenger RNA, 778 nt
Organism: Hyphopichia burtonii NRRL Y-1933
Lineage: Eukaryota; Fungi; Ascomycota; Pichiomycetes; Serinales; Debaryomycetaceae
Exons: 1
Coding region: 435-593 (52 amino acids)
Source: RefSeq, a predicted model, not a curated record